AUGUUCAAGGCUCUCAUCGUCGCUCUUGCCGCCGUCGCGGCCGCCAUCCCAACUCAGCAGCCUAGCAGCAAUGAGAUGAAUUGCGACAGCGGCGUGUAUUGCUGCAACAAAGUGGCGCAAAACACUGGCAUUGUCGUCCCCAUCGACGCCCUCAGUUCCACUUGCGGCGACACGCUGAAACUUGUUACAGUUGACGCCCUCAAUGACAAAUGCACCUCGCAGACUGUCUGCUGCAACAAUGUCCAGCAAAAUGGUCUUGUCAACGUGGCCUGCACUCCCAUCGAUGUGUAA
This is a messenger RNA of Metarhizium robertsii ARSEF 23, 291 nucleotides long. RefSeq lists its product as uncharacterized. Gene Ontology annotation, cellular component: fungal-type cell wall. Gene Ontology annotation, molecular function: structural constituent of cell wall. The coding region runs from base 1 to 291 and encodes 96 amino acids. The record is from RefSeq and is a predicted model, not a curated record. NCBI's taxonomy places the organism in Eukaryota, Fungi, Ascomycota, Sordariomycetes, Hypocreales, Clavicipitaceae. The transcript is spliced from 2 exons.